AUGGAGAGAGACUUCAAAGGUAUAGUGAAGUUGAACAACUACUUAAUUUACUGUUCAAAAGAGUGUGAAAAGAUCAAGAAUGAAGAAGAAGCCAGAGAAAGUUCUUUUAAGGGAGAAAUAGACAGUCUACGGAAGAUGUUAGAAGAAAAAGAUACAUACAUCAAACGGCUUAAAAGAGGCAGUCAAAAUUAUGAACAUUUGGUUCUAGAUGCAGAAUCAAAAUUUCUUGAAAAACUCGAAAAUCAGCAACAGGAAAUGAAAUUGUUAAAAACUAAAUUAGUUAAUUCUAAAAAAAUGAAUGAGGAAUUCGCCCUUGCAAUCUCGGAAAAGGAUUCGGCCUUAACUAAAUUGGAAACAAAAGCAGAGGAAUUGGACAGACUAAGUAAAAAUAUGGUAACGACCAUUAGAGUUUUAGAAAGAGAAAACGAUGUGUAUGCAGAUGAUUCGAAGAGGCUUGAAAAUGAGAAGGAGAACUUAUUAUCAGAAUUGAAAAAAACAAUAGAAGAACUAAAUCAAAUAAAAGAAAAAAAUUAUGAUCUUCUUAAAAAUAUGAAAAAACUUGAAGAAGAUAACAAAUUAUGCAGGAAUGAGCUUCAAAAUUGGCAUAUAAAAGCAAAAAGUGUAGACACUGUCAAAAAUUAUGAUCUUCUUAAAAAUAUGAAAAAACUUGAAGAAGAUAACAAAUUAUGCAGGAAUGAGCUUCAAAAUUGGCAUAUAAAAGCAAAAAGUGUAGACACUGUCAAAAAGUCAGAUCACAUAAGCACAAACAAUAAUAAACAGAAAAAAGUUCUGAUUGUGUCAGACCAAAUGGGAAGAGGACUAGAUAGAGAACUAAGAAGGCGUUACAAGGGAGAAAACACCUCGAUUGAGAUUAUUCUGAAACCAGGGGCCCAGUAUAACAGAAUAAUAGAAGAUUUGGAAAAUUUGACAAAAAAUUUCACUGAGGAAGACUUUGUUAUCAUCUCAGCAGGAAUCAAUGACUUUCUAGCACAUAAGUAUCCUAGUAUUAAGCUCAUCAAUGCAAAACUAAAAAAAUGUAACAAUACUAACCUAAUAUUCCUUUCAACCCCUAUCUCUAGCUCUAGUCCAAAACAAACUUUGAAAUUCAACUCAAAACUGUGUGACUUUUUGAAUGUUGUGAACCAGUAUCAGGACCAGUACAUUUCCUUCUUGAAUACUAAUGAUUUUGAUGGUCGCAAAAAAAGCAAUUUUAAAAUAUCAUGUUUAUUAAAAGAUGAAAUGAAGCUAAGGAAAUCAUGUAUCAAAAAUUUAGUGUUUAUAAAACCACGAUUUUUGACGACGAAACUAUUGAGCAGGCCGAUGUUGACGUAA
Molecule: messenger RNA, 1332 nt
Organism: Phaedon cochleariae (mustard beetle)
Lineage: Eukaryota; Metazoa; Arthropoda; Insecta; Coleoptera; Chrysomelidae
Source: the annotation of a GenBank genome assembly